Messenger RNA from Varanus komodoensis (Komodo dragon), 8601 nucleotides. RefSeq names its product HLF transcription factor, PAR bZIP family member (gene HLF). Gene Ontology annotation, cellular component: nucleus. The record is from RefSeq and is a predicted model, not a curated record. The transcript has 4 exons. Bases 455 to 1333 code for a protein of 292 amino acids. NCBI's taxonomy places the organism in Eukaryota, Metazoa, Chordata, Lepidosauria, Squamata, Varanidae. Gene Ontology annotation, biological process: regulation of transcription by RNA polymerase II. Gene Ontology annotation, molecular function: RNA polymerase II cis-regulatory region sequence-specific DNA binding; DNA-binding transcription factor activity, RNA polymerase II-specific.
UGGAUGUGCAAAUGCUCUGAGAGCCGCGCAGGUGGCCCCAGGCAGUUUUGAGGUCUGGGCGGAGCGAGGAGCUGGAAAGCGUAGCUAGGCUGACUGGCUGGCUGGCGGACUGGCGGGCGGGUGGGCAGGCAGGGAAGCAGGGCUGCCUCUUCCCUGUCUUUUCUUUAUUUUUUCUUUCUAGCUUUCUCUCUUUAAAAAAACCCACUCCUGGUGCUGCUGCUGCUGUCGAGGCCAAAGGCGAUCAAGAAGACAGCCCCCGUUCCCUUGGAGCAAGCUUGCCUUGGAUCAGCUGUAACUUCACCAAGGAAGAUCCACACAUUUUUUUCUAAAAAAAUUAAAUUAAUUCUAAAGACUGAUUUGGGAUUCCCUCCUCCUCUUCCACCUGCUCCGUUUUAGUUCCAACUGACAAAUACCAUCACCGAGAAAGCGGCUCAGAGAGAAAGAGAGAGAGAGAAUGGCUCGACCUCUUCCUCUGAACCCAACUUUCCUACCUCCAACUUACGGGGUGCUGAAAUCUCUGCUGGAAAACCCGCUCAAGCUACCGCUGCAUCACGAAGACGCUUUUUAUAAAGACAAAGACAAAGAAAAAAAGCUGGAUGACGACAAUACCAGUGCCACUGUCCCACAGUCUGCUUUCCUGGGCCCUACAUUAUGGGACAAGACGCUUCCAUACGAUGGCGAUACUUUCCAAUUGGAAUACAUGGACCUGGAAGAGUUUCUCUCAGAGAACGGCAUUCCGCCCAGCCCAGCCCAGCAUGAGCACAGCCCUCACCCACCAGCUCUUCAGCAACCUACCUCAGCAACACCUUCUGUCAUGGACCUCAGCAGCAGAGCAUCCACAUCGGUCCACCCAGCCAUGGUUUCUCAGAACUGCAUGCCAAGCCCAGUCAGGCCAGGUCAGAUCUUGCCCACAAACCGAAACACGCCAAGUCCAAUUGAUCCAGAGACCAUUCAGGUUCCAGUGGGGUAUGAACCGGACCCCUCUGAUCUCGCUCUUUCCAGCAUUCCGGGUCAGGAGAUGUUUGAUCCUCGCAAACGAAAGUUCUCCGAGGAAGAGCUCAAGCCACAGCCAAUGAUUAAAAAAGCCCGCAAAGUCUUCAUUCCAGAGGAUCUGAAGGAUGACAAAUAUUGGGCGAGGCGCAGAAAGAACAACAUGGCCGCCAAGCGAUCCAGAGAUGCCCGGAGGCUGAAGGAGAACCAGAUCGCCAUCCGCGCCUCGUUCCUGGAGAAGGAGAACACAGCACUGCGCCAGGAGGUGGCAGACCUACGGAAAGAGCUAGGGAAGUGCAAGAACGUCCUGGCCAAGUACGAAGCCCGGCACGGCCCUCUGUAAAGGGCAUUUCCCCUCCUUUCUGUUCCCCCCUUUUUGUGGGUUGGCAUUUGAAGAGAUGGGCAGCGUGUGUCCUGCUUGAUAGCCCCACACCCAAACCAACCUUUCAGUCAUCAGCACUUUACCGGAAAGCAGAAACAAAUUCAAUGUACAACUUCUGUGUGCACGCGUGUGCGUGCGCGUGUGCAUGUGCACGCGUGCACGGGCGUGUCUGUGUGUGAGUGUGCAUGUGCAUCUCGGCACUUCCUAUUUUUAUGAAACCCUCUCCGCUGGGUGACGUAUUUUCACUUGGGGUGCUGAGAUCUGCCAUAAGUAAGCUUUUUAUUAAAUAUAUAUGUGUGUGUGUGUGUAUGUAUAUAUUUUUUCCAGUGCUGCUUCAAACUAGGUAUUUUUAUCUUAUCCUUUACCUUACUCUUGAUUUAACUUGGAAAAAAGACAAAAAGGAAUCCCAGACUAAAUAGAGGAGAAAAGAAAGUGGGGGGAAUCUCUUUUCAAACUCUUGUUUAAGUAGUCCUAAUCAAACCAUUUUAACUCGCUACUAAAGAUGCACAAAUGACAUUGUUAAAUGCUGCACUGCAGAAAUAUUAAGUUAUAGAUUUUCUUCCUUUCUUUUUGUUUUGUUGUUGUGUUCUUAACCUUUGGUAAUAAAAUAUAUCUUCAGAUAUACGGUGCGGUCAAUAGUUCUCCGCCUGUGGUCAAUAGUUCCCCCUAAGGAACCGUUAAGUUUCCUUUUAGCUGCUGUAAAACAGAAAUAAGUUUAUAAAAGUGCUACAGUUAGAUCACAGUGUAUAUUUUUAAUUUUUUUUUCUUUUUGCACCCUCUGAACCUAAGCAAUCGCCCUGUUGCCCGCUUGGACAUGUUAUCUGCAGUGUUCCUGGUGGACAUAGGAUGACUGCCCUACCUAAUAAGAUAACAUGCACGGUUGCUUCUGCAACAGAAAUGGUAAAUACUUACUGAUCAGCUACUACAAGGAUUUCUGAAAUGGGCGAAAGCCAUGAACCAGAGAUCCUUGCAUGGCCAGUCCAAGCUUAGGUGAAUUGAAAUUUAGCUUCCCCCUUCUGACUUCCCUCUUUUGCUUUAUGACCUACUCAAAUUAUCAGGAGCUGAUAAGGAUGCUAUUUUCUUAUUUGCAUUUUUAAUCUUCUACAACUGUGGCCUGGUUGGCAUGUAAUCAGCAACCUAGAAUAUGGGUUCCCAUUUAAUCAUGGGUUGUCUCUGAAUCAUGGAUUGUAGUGCAAACACUGCACUGUUGUUCAACAACCCAAGAAAAACCCAUAAUGUGUUGCUAGCUUAUGAACUAGCGACGACAGCCUAGAGUAAUUACUCCAGCCUGGUUAGCAGCCUGGAGUAAUUCUCGCCACGCUACAACAGCAACCCAUACUCAGCUUGUACUCUGGGAUGUUGUUACAUCCGUUACAUUUUUUGCACCUCCGGGAGUCAAUGGAGAUCUGAAAACUCUCAGCCGCAUCUCCUGGAAUUCAGGGGAUUUAAACUCAGCCAGUGAUCUGCUAUGCUGUGUCUUUGGACCACCUCCCAUAGGACAGGCGGCCCUUGCAUUUUGGCUGCCUGAUUUAGCCAUGAUGGUCAGGCUGGCUCUGGGAGCACAUUCUGCAACUGUGUAUGUGGAUAUCCAUCCCUUUCCCUCUGCUAGGUAUACGAUUGGUCUAGACUGAACACCUGUUAGCGGGAAGAGGGCACGGUGGCACAUGGAUGUGGUCCUCUGCCCAGUCGAACACUCGUGAUGUUUAAGGUAGACCGAUGGCUCUUGCUAGAAUGUGUGUAUGGAAAACUCAAGAUAAUUCAUUGGAGAGAGAGAAAAAAAUGAAAUCUUUAAAAUAACCAUUGGCUUUGGAGUGCUGGGUUUUUUUUAAAUAUAUAUUCUUAUUGAUGUUUGCAUUUCUCAAGGUCCUGUUUUUGUGCGUAAAGAUUUUAAAUGCAGCUUUUUAUUCAGUUUUUUUCUGUAAUAUAUUUUCUGUGGAAUUCUCCCUUGAUUUUUUCACAGAUGGUUCUGACUCAGAAGUCAUUUUAGCAAAUCCUGCUUUUUCUUGAGAUGUUGUUUUGAUUGUAUAAUGAAGCUGAUGGUUCUCAAACUUUCUCCAGUUGUUUUUCGCUUUGAUUUGCUUUCCAAACUUGUGUCAUGUUAUAGAAUGAACUUUUGGGGGGUGGGAUGAGGGCAAAAAUGAAUGUAAAAGAUGCAGGUUUAUAUUGAAAGGUGAUGGUGUUGUCAUACUGUGGUUAAUCCAAUCCAUUUAAAUGUUUUCUGAAGACCAAAUGAAAUUAUUAUAAAAUGUAUAAAGUUUAUACGGAAUCAUUAGAGUGUGCUCUUUUUUGUACAGUAUUUUUCAAGGACAAAUGCUGACUAUGUAUUCCAGGAGAGAGAAAGAGCAUUAUGUAUAGCAUAUGUUAAGGAAAGAGGAGGGGUGGGGGAAGGAAAAUACAGGGAUUGCAUAUUUAAAAAUAAAGCAAAGAUAUAUUUCUUUAUAUAUUCAUAAAUAUGGUACAGGGAGGAAAUGCUUUGGGGUGCUUUUUUCCUUUGAAAACUCUAUUUUAUGCUUACCACUGAAACAUUAGGAUGGUUUUGUGCUUUAAGUCAGGGUGCAGCCCAUCUCUCUGCAAGGUCCACUAGUCGUGUGUCCGGCUCGGCAGAAUGCGCUCUGUUUCCUUGGUUAGCUCCCUGCUCUCCUUAGCGUGUCCCGCCUCAGCACAUGUGCAGAGCACAGAAAGCAUGCGAGAAGGCCGUAACCGCGUGGAGACAGGCAGUGUGACAGCACCCUCUUCUAAAGGAGGCUGGAGCGACUCACUUCGUGCAGGCAGAAGCCACCAGCUGUUUGUUGACCAGGACGCCAACAGACCAAACAGGAAAAUGAGAGUACAAGGCCAGAGCAGGUUGAGCUAGGCUAGCAUAGUGUAGUGAAGACUUAACAUUUAACCUGAUCUUUUCACAGUAUUACAGGGAGAUACGUACUUACCUGUCUUUGCUGAUGGCAGGGCACUGCAAUGCGUCGAAGGGAAUGUAGCUCUCUGAAGCUCCAUGCAGUCCCUCCGUGCAGAGGCGACUGUGUCCAAGUGGGGUAGACAGUGGCCAAAAUAUUUUAUGAAAGUGAAACAGUUUGCCAGGGUCCUUAGUAUUUCCAAAUCUUUCCUUUAAAAAUGCAGUGAAUUUAUUUUGCUAUGAACAGAAUAAAUGAUGUGCACUGUGAUGUUUGUGAUAGGGGUUGACGCACAGCUGGGUUGAGGACGAUGGUACUGAUUCGCUGCUACGGCAAGGAAUAAGCUUUUAAGGGCAGGGUUCAUAAAACAGUGGUUUGUGCAGAAUGCGGUGGACCUCUCUAAGGGAGCUUGGGCUGUGGAGGCCUGAGUGCCUCCCUCUCCCCACCCAAAGGAUGUCACAUUCACACAGUCAAUAGUCAGUGCAGUAUAGUAGGCCAAGGGUAGGCAACUGGAGCCAGCAGAUGAUUUGGAUAAACACCCAUCAUCCCUGACCAUGGGCCUUGCUAGCUGGAGCCCAUGCAAGCUGUAGUCCAAACCACCUGGAAGGGACCAGGUUGGUUACCUGCAUAGCAGAGCAUAGGAUGAAUGCUUUGAGAAGGAUCCAUAGGCAUCGGGGUCAUCUCACACAUACACAAAGGCAAAAGGCUGGCCACCAAGAGACUGCUCAGCAGGGAGCCACAUCGAAUCAUAAGCCUGUUUGUCACAUUCACACGUGACCCUUUCAGCAGUAAGCUGUAACCUCCUCCAGAUGUUCCCCUAAAAUGUAAUUUGGGUUUCGGUUGCACUGUAUUCCCACGGAAGUCACCCGAGCUCAAGGCACAUGGACCUUUUUCUUAAUGUGUACACCCGUAUCACCCCUUUCUGUCAGGAUUCCAUGGAAGACACUGCCUUUGCACGUUCACUCUAUUCCUUUUGUGCUGGAGACUUGGGACUUUUCCUUGCCCACCCCUGCAAGUUGGCACACCGCCUGGUGAACUAGCUGUGCUCUUCUGCCUUUGUGCCCUUUGAGCAGCCUGCCCAGAAUUAACUAUCACUCUCUCUGUGUGUGUGUGUGUGUGUGUGUGUUGCACAUCUGGAAAUUAUGGUGCUACUUGCCUUCCUAGAUGCAAAUGUUUUUGCAUUCCACAAAAAUGGCUUGACCUGAAGAUUUAGACAAAAUUGCCUAAUUCAGAUUGAGGCAAUUCUGUUUGCCAUGCUCCCGGGUUUUACCAUCUUGAACAUUUAUCCAAAAUGUUGUAAUUGUAUUAUUGGACCUAAAUUUCUGUGGACCGUUAGCUAAUUGGAUUUAAUACACUGAAGAUAUCUAGCCAGAACUGCAACCCCCCAAGCAGUUAAAAAGUAGGAGUAUAUGGUAUAUAUUGUAUUUAAUAAAAAAUACUUAGAUGGCACUUAAUGUAUAAUUUCCACUGAGUGUAAAACAAAAGUAAUCCACAUACAGUUUAGCACAACUAAGUACCAGGGACACUAGUGGGAGAGGUUCUGUGAGGACCUCCCUUCUGUUAAAAUCAGUGAGAUCAAAGACAGUCCAAUGCACAUUUCAGCAGACAAAAAUCCUACAACUCUCAGUAUGUGCCAGUGAGGAUAUUUCUCUCUCUAAACAUGCAUAGAAUUGUACCCUAAGAGUGCAACCCUGUACGUAUCUACUCAGAUGUAAGCCCUAUUGCAUUUAGUGGGACUUACUCCCAGGUAAGAGGAUUGCAGCCUUAAAAGUGCUUUAUUUGCACUUAUGCCCAGGGUUUUAAGAAAUGCCUUUCCUUUUCUAUGCUUUUCAAUAUAGUGGACACAUUAUUAGCAGCAAAUACUGCAUUUUGAAAUACCUGUGAAUGUACACAAUCCUAUCAUCUGGUAAUUGUGACGUGCUGUUUGAGUAUGACUGCAGACACAGGUCUCAUGUUUACAAUGAGUAUUCUGAGUGUCACAAGUAAUAGGAAUGAGCAAACAUGCACUGUUUGAGUUUGUUGAGGUCACCCAAAUUCUUCCUUGGAAUUUAUUCUGACUCCUAGGAAAAUAAUUCCUUGGAGCCCAAGACAUGACUGUUUCACCAAACUUAUUCUGAAUUGUAAAGCUGGGUGAAUGAAGGGGUCCCCCCACCCCAGUCCAUCCUUAGCUGGUAGAUUUCAGUGAUGUAUUUUGAGCAGCCUUAACAAUUCACCUUGAUCAGGAAUUCCACGCAGGCGAAUACAUGUACGCCAGUGGCAGACCCAGGCAACUGCUUCAGACAGUGGAUUUGGGUGUUAUGAAAAGUAUGGUGCUGGUUAUGUAAUUUAUCUUGAUUGUCUUUUUUUCUCCCAGGAAGCAGCACUUGUCGGCUUGUCUAUUUUAGGAGCUGCAGUAACUAGCCCUAAGUGUUACAUGCCUAGACUUGGGAAGUGAGGGCAUUGGCUGUUGUGCUUCAGGUGGAAAAAUAGCUCGGGCUGGCCCUGAUUUCAUGGAAUUCCAUGCAGGCAGGUGAGCAGGCUGCAGAGAGGGCGGAAGUUGCUCCAAUCCUCUGCCACUGCCGGUCUGUUUGAUUUCCACACUGGCCACAAGGAGGGAAGCGUUUAGCAGGAAAAAAGAGCUUAGCAACCCCCAUGGAAGCAAACGGAGUGGCAGAGCAGGGACAGAUCAUCCACGGGCCCAAUUGGCAGGUGUCUUUUUCCCCUCUUCUUUUACUAUUGUAAAGGCUCAGCAGCCUGUGUUUGGCCAGUAGACUGACCAGCAGAGAAAGACAGGCUAUUCGUCUGUUAAUAGGCUAGCAUUAUUAUUCUUGUUAGUAUUAGUAUUAGCUGGGGAUGGGUUUUGUUUUGUCUUGUAUGUGUGCGUAGGUAGUAACUUUCAUGGGUUUAGUCACAAGGCUGAUAGAGAGGCAUUGAGGAAAUGCAUUCUUGGUUGCUUAUUUUACUCCAAGGCCUGCAUGUUCCUUUGCAGGCACAAAGAUCUACCGUAGACCUUGUGCUCCUGGAUUCAGCAGUGCAUCUAAAAAGUUAAAUGUUUGAAAAAGCCACUGGUUGUUGGUAUGGUUCCAAGGUAUGAUUCUUAAUUUUCGAGGCAGGCCAGUUGCGCACAGUUACACCGUGUAAACAGUGGCAAAUUGGGGGAUGCCUCCUGUGUGGAAAAAACAGGUCACCAGAAAUCCCGAGGGGCUCUGUUCCAUGCUGCUCUAAGUUAAAUUCCAUUCCUUUUGGAAGGAGUGAUCUAAACAGAACUAAUCUGAAUACAACCCACAAUAUCUUAACCAGGUGCCCAUGUUCAGUCCAUAAGCCCUCAGAACCCAUUUCACUCGCUUGCCAGGAUCCUGUUUUGAUUCUCGGCAUGCUUGCCCGGUGGGGAGCUUCUUUAACGAGAGCGAACAAACCUAGUCAGGGAAGCAACUUACCUGUGAUUACGUUGCAAGGAGGACAGCUGCCGCAGGAGUUCCGGAUGCACAGCGAGCGAGGGCUGGGGCUGGACCAGUGAUUCAGAUCCUGCCCCAGGCCAUGGCACCCAGGAUAGCAACAGCUUGGGCAUCGCAGCCACCUAGACUUGCAUGGGCUGGAGGGCCGACCUGAGGCCCAUGGUGAGAGGAUAGGGCAGGCAUCUCUCUGGAAUCUCCCACAUUCCCCGAAAGCCCCAGCCAGGCCAGCUUGCCUGGGAAUGUUUCUGGUUGUGACUCCUGGAACCAGCCGCUAGAAUGAACCCUUGAGCUAUGCCACAACAGGGGAACUUGGUGCCACCAGGUGUGGUUAGGCCCCAUCUCCCAUCAGCCCCAGCCAGCAUGGCCAGUGGUCAAGGAGAAUGGGAACUGCAAUCCAACCGCAUCACAAAAGGCACAAGUGUUCCCCUCCCAUUCCUGCCAAUGGCCAAUAGUCCAGGUUUAGUCUAGUGUCCUCAGUCGCCUGUCACUGUGGGCUCUGUUGAAGACCAUGCGCUUCUCCCUUCGAGGCAGCUGUGAUUUGAGGAACAAAAUGUAGCGUUAUCUUCUGAAGAAGUCUUCUCUGGGGGGUCCUCAGCCAUUACUCUCACCUGGAAGAGUGUGUGUGUGCACAUGCAUGUGUGUAGCUUCCAAAAAGGAUGAAUUGGGGGUGGCGGGGAGAUUAAAUUUUUUAAAAAGAGAAAGUAUGUAUUUUUUUCUCUCGCUCUCCUGUGAUCAAUCAUGGUAGUUCCGGCAACACCACAUGACUGCCUCUUGUUCGUAAGAGUUUAACAAAUCAGAUCAAAUUAAAUGUAUGUCAUGAAACAGAUUUGUAUUCUGUAUGCUUUUCAGCCCAGUUCUUUCUGUCUGUUAUUCUUUAAUGUUUAAUUAAAAAAAUAAGUUUUUUUUA